CGCAGACGCGCGGACCUUACCUGUUGGCUGGGGCCAGCGCCAACUGGCAGUCAGCGGGUACAUCUCAAGCAUUGCAGUCGCCUCUCUAGCCAACCAUCUCUUUCGAUACGGAUUCAAUCAUCGUCUUAAUCUUGGCCAAAUACAGAGCACUCCUUGGCCAAAAUACACUUCUUCUAUUGGCCACGCUACUGCUGUGCUUCGUGUGUGUUUAUUUUUUGGCCAUCACGUUGCGUGUUUGCCAUAGAUUGGCGUGAAAGUGGUUCAUUGCCCGGCGCUACAAUUGCCAAUUGAAUCAGAAAUAACUAAGGAUACUCGGUACCAACCACCUGUGCGAGAGUCAGGCACCAAUUAGCCACAGAUCACAGAGUCUGAGCCAUCAUUAAAAAAUGUUUCUCACAAAGAGUUCAAGUGCGAGGCACUCACUGUUGAUGCUGUUGCUGGCCUUCUGCUGCCUGAGCAGUGCUUUUAGCGCCAAGAUAACAAAAAAGGUCGAAAAACCCUCGCCGACUGGUGAAAAAGCAGAGACACCUGCAGUAGAGGAGGCAGCCCCAGCAGCCAACGAGGAGGAGGAAGCUGAUGAGGCGGAAACCGACGACGACGACGACAACGACGACGAGGAUGAUGAUGAGGAGGCAGACAAAGAGGCAGCAGUAACAACUAGUGGCAGCAAGAACCCCACUGCCGUACAGGCGGCCACAGACCCCACCGAUCUCAGUGUCUGGGGCAUGGUGCGCACACUCUGGAGCUGGCUGCGCAGCGAUCUGGGCGAAAGCCUGUUCGGCGAUGACGAUGAUGAGAAGAAGCCAUCAGCCGGCACUGAAACUUCAGCUGUGGAGGGUCGUACAUUUGGCAAGAUCCGCCGCCUGCAAAUGGCACUGAUACCCAUCAUCUUCAAGUUUGGUGUGCUCUCGGCCAUGGUUGCCUUCCUGGUGGCCAUUGGCAUGAAGUCCCUGUUCCUGCUUAAGGUUCUGGUUCUGAUGAAUGCCGUGGCCAUUUUGGGAAAGUUUAUAACGCUGAAAUCGACCCUCUUUGGACAGUAUGAGCACACGGCGCCUACAUUCAACUAUCCCGGCUGGAAUCCACAUGCCAAGGAGUCAUGGGGCAGCACUGGCUUGAGUGGACCCGGUGGACCAAAUGGACAUCCGCCUAGCAAGGAGAUCCAUCUGCACAUCCAUGGAAAUGCCCAGACCCAAGCACAGCUGGCCGGACAGAGCUACAACUAUGAGACACAGGGUGGCUGGGCCAGUCGCUCGGAUCCCUAUGGCGGCUAUGCCCCGACGGGACAGUUCGUAGAGAGCCAGCAGCCCGCUGUGGCCCAGCAGGCUGCUGAUGCGAUGCCAAAGGAUACAGAUCCCAUGGCCCUGCUGCCGACCAAGUAUCGGGCGAGACAUCUGAUCCUUUGAGAGCUGCGCUGCCCCCUUGGGAUCAAUCGACGACCACCGCUAAGAACGCACACACACACCUACACACACACACACACUUUUAGUCAGCGGACUUUACGAGAGGACGCAGCUUUACGUACACCUAAAACUAGU
This is a messenger RNA of Drosophila obscura, 1535 nucleotides long. RefSeq lists its product as uncharacterized. The transcript has 3 exons. The record is from RefSeq and is a predicted model, not a curated record. Bases 387 to 1403 code for a protein of 338 amino acids. NCBI's taxonomy places the organism in Eukaryota, Metazoa, Arthropoda, Insecta, Diptera, Drosophilidae.